Zymoseptoria tritici IPO323 is the source of this 1104-nucleotide messenger RNA. RefSeq lists its product as uncharacterized. The transcript has a single exon. The record is from RefSeq and is a predicted model, not a curated record. The coding region runs from base 1 to 1104 and encodes 367 amino acids. Lineage: Eukaryota; Fungi; Ascomycota; Dothideomycetes; Mycosphaerellales; Mycosphaerellaceae.
AUGCAACAGGUCCGGUACAAUCCCGACCACUCUGGACACGUGCCACGCCGUGCGGUGUCUCCCCACUCGCAAGAGCAUAAUUUCAAGAUCUACCGCGAGUACUUGGUCAGGCGGAUCAAAGAUGUCACUCAAGGCUCGGAACCGACGAGUUUCUUUACCGACUCACAACUUCCUCUAUUGCAAGGCGAUGCUGCCGAGUGGGACAAGACACUGCUGGAACACAUCCUCGAUCUGGCCAUUGAGGUGGCGGAGAUCGCACGCACCGAUUUCAAUUCGAAUAUGAGUGAAGCCGAUAAUAUUCAACAUUAUGUUCGCUUCGCACGGAGUUGGAUGUACGAAUAUGAGCAAAUGAGGCGUUUGUGGAGGAGCGAGGCCGACGUGCAGAACGCUGUGAAGGAAUGCCGAGCUGCUGUCAGGACUUGGUGGCGGAACAGAGCGACAGAGGUAGCGAAUGAGGAGCGGAAGCAGCGGAAAGAGUCGAUCCAACAAGAACGUAAAGAGGCCAUGGAAUCACUCGUCGCACUCAUCCGAACUUCGAUAUCUCGCUCUCCUGCAGAUGUCAUGGACGUGUGGGAGGGCAUCGAAGAGCAAAUCGAUCAAUGCCAGGGAACUUUGACGGAAGAAGUCAAGGAAUCGAUUGCAAAGGAGUUCGCGCGAAUGUGGAAGCAUGUACAAGCGCCUCGUCGAACAGGAUGGAUCUUUCACUCCACAAAACCUCGUCCUAAAGGAUGUCAAGCAAAGGUGGCCGUGACGUGGAAAAUACCUCCCGGUGGUGAGUACGACUCAGAGAAAGGGCAUAUCACCUACGAAACCUCGCAUGCCUACACAGAGUUCUACCGACAUGACACAUACCCAUGGAGCCCGGACUUGAAAGACCCCCCAGAGACCAUCACGCCGUUUUUGAUCGAUCCCAUCAAGGUCAGGUUCUCCACGACAACACUCAACGGCAAGCCCACGAAAGGAGAGGUUGCUCUAAAGCCUCGUGAGAUUGAAGCGCAAGACGUAAGACGUGCUCUAGCUUUGAGAAGCGGAGCACGAUCUGAAGCAAAUGCAGAAGUGUCCCAGACUUCAAGCACAAGCUCGACAUGGUCGGAAGAGCUAUGA